Tribolium castaneum (red flour beetle) is the source of this 1850-nucleotide messenger RNA. RefSeq names its product solute carrier family 22 member 3. Lineage: Eukaryota; Metazoa; Arthropoda; Insecta; Coleoptera; Tenebrionidae. Gene Ontology annotation, biological process: transmembrane transport. Gene Ontology annotation, cellular component: membrane. The record is from RefSeq and is a predicted model, not a curated record. Gene Ontology annotation, molecular function: transmembrane transporter activity.
UUAGUCAAGGUGCUGCUAUUGUUGGUUGAAUAUUAAAAAAAAAUGUUUUCAUUUAUACCUUCUCGCAUAAAAUAGAGUUUUUCUGAUAGUUUCACAGCAUAAAGUUAUUUAAAAAAAUGACAAAUUUAGAUAGUUCCUUAGACUCUGUUUUAAUCCAACUUGGUGAUUUUGGAAAAUAUCAGUCAUUUAUUUUUGGAUUAGUUUGUUUCGCUACAAUUCUACAUUCAGGAGCUUAUAUUGCUUUUGUGUUUACUGCUAUGGAUGUUGAAUACAGAUGUGAAGUUCCUAAAUGUGAUAGAGAAAAUUCUCAUUUUGACCCUCCGUGGAUUCAAAAUGCUGUCCCAUUUAUUGGUGCUAUUCCUGCGAAAUGUAUGAGAUACGUAGUUAAUAUCACAGACGAUCUUGCAAACUGUACAGAAGAAAGCGUUUUCAUGACAACAAAAUUGGAAAAAUGCAAUAAGUUUGUGUACAAGACAAGGGAAAAAAGCAUUUUACAUGAGUAUAACCUUCAUUGCGACGAGAACGUAUGGAAGCUAGCAUUAGUUGGCACCGUUAACAACAUGGGCCAAUUUCUAAGCAUGUUUUUUUCGGGAAUCAUAUCUGAUAAGUUUGGUCGUAAGGUCGUAUUUGUAUUAGGCCUAAUAUUCUGUAGCAUCUGUGGAUUAAUUCGUACACAAGCUCCUAGUUAUGUUUGGUUUUUAGUAUUUGAAUUUCUGGAUGCUGUUUUCGGUGCAGGCAGUUACGUUUGUGGAUUUAUCUUAGGUGUUGAAUUGGUUGGACCAAAACGAAGAGUCUUAAUAAGCACACUACUGAGCUCUUCGUACACUUUAGGAGAAGUUUUCGUAGCUGGUUUGGCCUGGAUCUUUCAAGAUUGGAGGCAUGUUAUAAAUGGUCAUGUAAUCAAGCAAUUAAACAUAAUCUCCAGGCUCGUUAACUACUUUUUGUACACUCCUCCAUUGUUCUUAUUUGUGUAUUUCUGGAUAAUUCCAGAAUCAAUUAGAUGGAAUUUGAGCAAAGGCAAAACAGACGAUGCUAAAAACACAUUAAGACAAGUAGCAAGCGUAAACGGCAAAGAACUAUCGGAACAUUCGUUAGAGAAACUCUUCAAAGUGAGCCAAAUCGAGUCCAAUGAUUCUUUUUUUGAUGUGUUCAAGACUCCAAUUUUGAUUUGUCGGCUUGUUGUUUGCUUCUUUUGUUGGAUGACAUGUUCCUUUCUUUUCUUUGGCCUGACAUUGAAUUCAGUGGGCUUGGCGGGAAAUAAUUACUUGGAUUUUAUUUUAACUUGUCUGGUAGAAAUUCCAGCAUAUUUUGCUUGCAUCUAUAUUGUGGACAGAUUAGGAAGAAGGUGGUCACUAAGUGGCUCGUUCUUCAUAACCGGGAUUUCCUGUUGUGUUUACACAUUUAUUCCAGCAGGUUUUUCAAAUUUAAGUCUUACUCUGUGGUUGUUGGCAAAAUUUGGCGCUACGGCAGCUUAUACGGUGAUAUUUGUUGUAACAAGCGAAUUAUUUCCGACAUCGUUACGUCAUUCUUUAGUAGGAGCAUGUUCUACUUUUGCGACAAUUGGUUCAAUGGUGGCUCCCCAAACUCCUUUACUGGCCAAAAUUUGGGAUCCAUUACCUGCGAUAUUGUAUACUAUCAUGGCUGUGAUAGCGGGGUUUUUAACGCUCCUCUUUCCAGAAACUGUGGAUGUGACAUUACCAGAUACAAUUGAAGAAGCUGUACGUAUAGGAAAAAGUAAAAGACAUAUCUGAAGGAUCAGUUGUCUUUGAAAUGUAGAUAGUACUUUAAAAUUGUAAAUAAAAGAAAUAUUAAGUAACCAUGUUUUAUGUUUUGUUAGAGUACUUAUUAUA